AUGUGCACUGUCACACCCACCAUCUAUACCUGCGGAUACCAGAGAAAAAAGUUCUUGCCCUGUUAUGCGUGGAUAAAUGUGUAUGGACUGCUAGGUGUGAAAUGUCCUUACCAUUGCAUCGAAGGUACCAUAUUGGAUGACGAGUCAUGCUUGAGAUCUUCCUGUGUAUGGCUUUCGGAUCGGAAGAGGUGCAUGAACCAUUUUGCCAGUUGA
This is a messenger RNA of Morchella importuna, 213 nucleotides long. RefSeq lists its product as uncharacterized. The record is from RefSeq and is a predicted model, not a curated record. Bases 1 to 213 code for a protein of 70 amino acids. The transcript has 3 exons. Lineage: Eukaryota; Fungi; Ascomycota; Pezizomycetes; Pezizales; Morchellaceae.